Molecule: messenger RNA, 2230 nt
Organism: Aaosphaeria arxii CBS 175.79
Lineage: Eukaryota; Fungi; Ascomycota; Dothideomycetes; Pleosporales
Exons: 1
Coding region: 32-2134 (700 amino acids)
Biological process (GO): DNA-templated transcription; regulation of DNA-templated transcription
Molecular function (GO): DNA-binding transcription factor activity, RNA polymerase II-specific; zinc ion binding; DNA binding
Source: RefSeq, a predicted model, not a curated record
CUUCUCCACCUCCUACUUCAAAUACAGCGACAUGACAUCAGAUUCUAACUGGUUACACUUCAAUUCUCAUCAACCCAAACGGAAAAGAGCCGAGCUUGUAUGUCUUACAUGCCAUGCUAAGAAGAUCAAAUGCAAUAUCCAGCUUCGCAAGAGUCAAGGCCAUAACGACUGUAGCAACUGCUCGACCUCUGGCAGGGAAUGCCGCAUUAGGCCUUCUAAACGGGAGAAGAGGCGGAAAGGUGCCCGGCAUGAUGGAGAGCAGCACAUCACUGGCCCCACCAAUGAGGAUGAAUUCCUGAUUGGGAACCCCAUAGGGAACGACAACCCUGUUGACAACACUGUUCGAAUAUCAAAUGGCGUAGAUGCCCUCCUUGCUGCCGAUGCCACUUUUCAGGUGGCAUCUGGAGCGCUCGAACGGCCUCAACAGACAAUGCCUGCGGCAGUUCGCAACAUCGACGUCCCUAAUUUUCAUCACAACCCUUCGCCACAGAAUACAUUCCAGAUUCAAGACCACUCUCCCGCACAGUCACAUAAGCCCUCGACUAACCACACCGAUACCACUCCAACACAGGUUGGUGAUGUGGAUUCUGGCUUUCUCCAGGUAUAUGGACCCGAAAAUCAGCACGACGCCGAUAAUCAGGCUCUCGUCGCCCAGCUAGAGCACAAGUAUAGCUCUCAAAUGCACCCGGAUCUUGAACAGAUUUUCACGGAGACGUACUUUGAGUAUUGUUAUACAUGGUGUCCAGUACUCGAACAAGCCACAUUGUCUGAAGAUAUCGCCCGGUCGCCGCUUUUGGCCAACGCUCUUGCGCUUGCAGCGUCACAUAUCCAGCCUCCUCUCCUGCCCCACGAAGGACCCGAGGCGUAUUACAAAAAGGCUAGAACUAUCUUCUACGACGACGAGGAAGCUGAUAGUUUGACUUCAUUGAAGGCACUUUGUCUCUUCUACUGGUGGGCUCCCUUAUCCCCUUCACGCGUACAUCGCCAUAGUUCGUGGUGGUGGACCUCGGUAAUCAUACGGCACGCACAACAGAUGGGAAUACAUCGAGAACCGGGCAUUGAACACCCAAAUCGCGCUGCACUGGAUCUAAGUUUGAGGCGUAAGAUCUGGUGGACCGCAUUUGCGCGCGAGCGACUCACUGCUCUCUGCCAAAGCAAACCUAUCAUUAUCGAUCCGGACGACUGCAACAUUGCGGAACCGACUUUGUUGGACUUUGGGGGCGAUGCGCGAAGCCAAAGACAAGGUGAGAUAUUCAUCCACUGGGUUCGUCUUUGUGCCAUUAUCGGCCGCAUCGCCAAAUUCCUACUACAACCAGAAAAGGCGACGACAAGCGCUUUUCCCAAUCAGCUCCGGGAAGAACUGGUCAAUUGGGUACAUUCGUUGCCACCGCGAUUGCAGUUGCGGAUCGAUGCUUCAAGGACACAAUCAUUCGAUCGGGAUGUUCACCAGCUGCACCUUUUCUACCUGACUACCAUUGUCAUAUUACAUCUCAAGCGAUCUAGCGGUCAUCUACCGCAGGCUUUGCCACCUGCGAUUCUCGCUGCCUCUUGUACGGCGAGGAUUCUGAAAGAUAUUCUUGCCCGCGGGAAUUCUAGGUUUCUGAUGGCGAUCACUUGUUGGCAUGUUGGCACAGCAUCCAUUGCUCUUCUUCAAGCUUGCCGGAUACAACAUCUGUCAAGUUUCGCCAACGAGGACCUCGACAUCCUUCAGCACACAGUUAAGCAGCUACAGACUAUGUGGGCAUCCGCAAAUGUUAUUGCCUCUGGGAUUGAACGCCUGCGACGACCAGAGUCCAUUAUAGCUCUUGCGGCACAGAACCAGAACGACAGCUCGGCCUCGAAUAAUUUGCAAAGCGACGACGCGGCCUUUCGAUUAGGCGCUAUUUCUAUGGCCAAUCACGACGACGAGGAUAACGACUUCGAUUGGAUGCGCUUUUUUCCCUUCGUCACCAAAUCGACUAACGGAAUUGCUGCGAGUCUAAUAUCCGGGAGGGAACAAGGCACGGCGACAAGGGGUUUCCCUUCACCGAACAAUGAGCUGUUUCACGACACGUUGCUUGCGCAGUAUCAGGACUUAUUUGAUCCUUUCACUGAUUAUGCUAUGGCCUUUACAGACAUCCCACUUCAUCAUUGAUGGCUGGAAAGUGGAAAAAAUGUCGCAUUGUACUAUCUUGCAUGUGAAAUGUAUUGUUAUUUACUUAGGUAUCUGCGCUGUAAUGAAAUCUAGCCU